This is a messenger RNA of Daphnia carinata, 1895 nucleotides long. RefSeq names its product T-complex protein 1 subunit delta-like (gene CCT4). NCBI's taxonomy places the organism in Eukaryota, Metazoa, Arthropoda, Branchiopoda, Diplostraca, Daphniidae. The transcript has 14 exons. Gene Ontology annotation, biological process: protein folding. The record is from RefSeq and is a predicted model, not a curated record. Bases 183 to 1769 code for a protein of 528 amino acids. Gene Ontology annotation, molecular function: ATP binding; ATP-dependent protein folding chaperone; ATP hydrolysis activity. Gene Ontology annotation, cellular component: chaperonin-containing T-complex.
UUCCAUCAGUUUCGUCUGCUAGGAAGUCUAUCCCGUGAAUUGUCAAAUUCGAACAGAUUCACUUUUCCAGAUUCACGUGACUGACUGGAUUUAUCCGAAAACAUCUUCCUUCCGGCUUUUCCCAGCAGAUUCAUACCGUUUGUUUGGUUUCAUCGACAUCUGAUCUCUGUUUUACAAUUAUCAUGGCACCUAACGUUCAGCCGAAGAUGAAGGCCUUCGAAACAAAAAGUAAACCGGCCGAAAUUCGUUCGAGCAAUAUCGAAGCAGCCAAAGCUGUGGCUGACGCUAUCCGCACAAGCCUGGGACCCCGAGGAAUGGACAAAAUGAUUCAGUCGGGUAAAGGAGAUGUAACAAUUACAAAUGAUGGAGCUACCAUUUUGAAACAGAUGAAGCUUGUCCACCCAGCUGCAAAAAUGUUGGUUGAGCUAUCCAAAGCUCAAGAUGUGGAAGCUGGAGAUGGUACAACCAGUGUUGUAGUUCUUGCUGGCAGUUUCCUGGAGGCAGCACAGAAACUCCUAGAAAAAGGAAUUCAUCCAACUGUGAUUAGUGAAUCUUUCCAGAAAGCUUCUGCUAAGGCUGUUGAAAUUUUGGAAGCAAUGGCCACUCCUAUGAAGCUGGAAGAUCGCCACAGCUUGUUGAUGAGUGCCACCACAUCUCUAGGAUCCAAAGUUGUAUCACAACACUCGGCACUCUUGGCUCCACUUGCAGUAGAUGCAGUUCUCAAAGUUAUUGAUCCAUUGAAGGAUCAUGAUGUGGAUCUCAGAGACAUUCGAGUCAUUCAUAAACUUGGCGGAACUGUCGAUGAUACAGAGCUAGUAGAGGGAUUAGUACUUGAUCAAAGAAGCGCUGGAAGCGGUGGCCCUUCUCGUAUGGAAAAGGCUAAAAUUGGCUUAAUUCAGUUCUGCAUCUCGCCUCCCAAGACCGAUAUGGAUAAUCAAGUUGUCGUAUCGGACUACAACGCAAUGGAUCGUGUCUUGCGUGAGGAACGUGCUUACAUUCUCAAUGUAGCUAAGCAAGUUAAAAAAGCUGGCUGCAACGUUUUGCUGGUUCAAAAAUCUAUUUUACGAGAUGCUGUGAGUGAGUUAGCUCUUCACUUCUUUGACAAAAUGAAGAUCAUGGUCGUCAAGGAUAUCGAGAGGGAAGACAUUGAAUUCAUUACUAAGACAUUAAACUGUCGACCUAUCGCCAGUCUUGAUCACUUCUUGCCCGAAUAUAUGGCAUCAGCGGAUCUAGUUGAAUCCGUCCCUACCGGCACUUCUAAAGUUGUAAAGAUCACAGGCAUCCAAAAUGUAGGGAAAACGGUUUCGGUCAUCGUUAGAGGUAGCAACAAGCUAGUUCUGGAAGAGGCUGCUAGAUCUCUUCACGAUGCUCUUUGCGUCAUCCGCUGUCUGGUCAAGAAAAGAUUUAUCAUUGCUGGCGGUGGGGCUCCAGAGACUGAACUUGCGUACCAGUUGACUCAAUAUGCACAGGGAUUGCCGGGUGUUGAAGCUUAUUGCCUCCGUGCGUUUGCUGAAUCUCUGGAAGUGAUCCCAAUGACCUUGGCUGAAAAUGCAGGUCUAAACCCCAUUGCUACCGUGACUGAUUUGAGAAACAAACACGCAUGCGGGUUUAAAUCGUCUGGUAUCAACGUUAGGAAGGGUGCCAUCACUAACAUGCUGGAUGAAGGAGUAGCGCAGCCCCUUUUGGUCACGACAAGCGCUAUUACUUUGGCUUCGGAAACCGUCCGUUCCAUUCUGAAGAUUGACGAUAUCGUCAACGCUCUUUACUGAGGCGCCCCUACCUAGUGUGAAACAAACAAAUCACCCGGCCUAAGCUUGCUUUAUCUGCAUCCAUUUCUGUGCCGCUCUCUUGUCUGCUGCUACUAUUGCUUCUUUAAUACAAAAUUCCUCACGCGU